Molecule: messenger RNA, 2315 nt
Organism: Pomacea canaliculata
Lineage: Eukaryota; Metazoa; Mollusca; Gastropoda; Architaenioglossa; Ampullariidae
Exons: 15
Coding region: 109-1980 (623 amino acids)
Source: RefSeq, a predicted model, not a curated record
CGCGAGUUCUUCUCAUUAUCUAUUCUCUGUCAAUACUUUCUCAUCGUCAGCGAGCCGAGUUUACAGGGUCUCUCACAGACUUCUGAAAUCUCUGUGCAAGUCUGUGAGAUGUACCUGGUGGUUCAAUUUACAAAUGAAAAGGAGAUAGCUUUGAUUCCAAGCACCUGGCUUGAUGGCGACAGUUGUGCAAAGUGGCCACCAUACAAAAACCCUGAUAAGAUCAAUAAAGCUGUCAAAGAUAAACUCUUGCCUGAAAGCAACUGGAAAUCAUAUCCUAUAGAAGGGUUAUUUGGAAACUCAAGCUAUGAAAAGGCCUGGAAAUGGCUGAAGGAGGAGACCGAAAGAAAUGAAAUGAAACCCAUCCAAAGUCAGGAACCAGAUCUGGAUAUGCAUGUCGUGAAAAUAGAACAUGGGAGUGAUUUGGCUUUGCAACCUGACACUUCAGACACCAUAGCAUUUGAUCCAAGGCAGCGCCAGCCGAGCACCACUAAUGUAGAAUCAAUCGAUGGUAAGGAAGAUCAAGAAGAUCCACCACCAUAUAAGAGACCAAGAAAGGCGAACUGGUCAAACAAAGAAAUCUGGAUGUUGUUAGAAGAGGUGAGAUUGGAAAAAGAGUGUUUAAUGAGUUCACUGGGAAAUGAAAUAACCAACAGAAAGAAGGCUGCAGUAUGGCAGCGAAUUGCAGAUAAACUUGCUGCUUCUUGCAGCACAGAACAUCGAAGUCUUGUAAGUGUAAGAGAGAAGUGGGGGACUUUGAAGUCAGAGGCGCAACGAAGGCGUGACAAAAGAAAAUCCACAGAAAGUGGUGCUGUAAAAUACUGCGAAUAUGACAACGUCAUAUUCGAAAUUUUAGGUGAAGGAUCAAACCUUACUGAUGGCAUAGAUGGUGGAACAGAUAUGUUCAGCUUAAGAACAAGCACAAAUUGCUCAGAUAAUCCUUCAGUGACUGUCACUAGCGAUAGGGUAACUUGCAUCGAAAAUGAUCAACUGUCAUUGAAGGACAUUCCAUCAACCUCAUUUGCCACCGAAAAUUCUGUCAAGCUGGUGGAAGGCGAAAUGGCAGACAGUUCACAAAGGAAACCUUCAAUGGAUACUAGGAGAGAUGACUGCAAAGAGGACACUGGAUUCUGUAUGAAACAAGAGGAUUGCUCUGAAGAAGAAUCUGACACAUUCUACCAGACUCAGAAGAGAGGGAAGCUAACUCCCAGUGGAACCAGUGACGUACUUAAAUCUUCUCCAUCACCAGCAGAAGAGGAAGUGAAGAAAAAGAACGGGUCAUUUCCUUCUUUUAGUCACAUUACCUUUGAUAGUUCUCAGCAGUCAACAUCCACCAUAACCCCUUGUGUGCAUUCUUCCAUUUUUCCAAGCACCUCCUGGACCACUUCAAGCAGCAUCAGUUCCAAUGAAGAUGGAAUGCAAUCAAGAUUCCUUUUUCUUCUGGAAGAGCUGUGUGAUGAAGUAAAGGUCAUGCGAAGUGAGGUUAAAAAAGCAUUGAAAGUAAUGGAAUAUAUUAGAAACAACACUUCAGGGACAAUGGAUCAGGUUAAACUACCAGAAGGUUAUGAAUUCCCCUUGGCAUCGGUCAAAGAAGCUGAAAGGUUGGAUGCAGAUCUCAAAGCUGAUGCAGAAAAGAGAAGACAUCUCGAACACUAUUUAGCAAUGCUUGGAGGUUUUAAUUUGAGGUCAGCAUUGAAAGCCAUCCUGUCAGCUUUAUUCUCCACGCAGCUUGCACGACAGUAUAAUUAUAAUGGCUUGAAGGGCAAGAAGGGAUUAAAGAGCCUGAAUUCAAUCAUGCAGAUAAUUUACACUGCUGUUAGAAAACAUUUCCAGGAUGCCACUGAGGCUGAUAUUCGUGUCCAUUUGUCAAAGUGGCUGAGUACUGCCAGAGACCGGGACUAUGGAAGAAGAGAACGCAAUAAUAAACGUCAUAGGGUGGAAAAGGCCAUCAAUGAAAGAGGUUCAGCACAGGAGAGUAGCUAAUGAUUGUGGCAGACGAAAGUAAACUCUUCACAAACGCCUUAUUUUUCAAAUAGUAAAACAGACACUGCUGGGAACUAAAGCAUUGGGCUUUGGGUCAUUGUUAUUUGCCAAUGGAUAAGUGGUUGCUGUGCUAGUUUUAAGGCAUUAAAAUUUAAUUUCUUUACAUGCAGUGAUAAUUUUAUCUUGGUGUUUAUGGCAUAAAUUAACCAUUGGCAUCCAUACCCGAAAUUAAAUGUCUAAACUAAAUGUGCGUAUUUGUUCCUACAUUACUAUAUGAAUAAGAGCAUUGUUGCUCAUAGCAGGUUAAAAAUAUAGCUGCUUUUUUUAUAUUAUUA